This is a messenger RNA of Paramecium sonneborni, 120 nucleotides long. The record is from the annotation of a GenBank genome assembly. NCBI's taxonomy places the organism in Eukaryota, Ciliophora, Oligohymenophorea, Peniculida, Parameciidae.
AUGAAAUUUUAAAAUGGUGCUUUAAAACAAGAAAAAGCUUCUUGGGGGAUUGUUUAAAAUCUUUUGAGCAGAUUGUUUAAAAGCCCUAAACGUAAAAUUUUAGAAACCUUCUUAAACUGA